UGACUUCAGAGUUUAACUUGCAGUAAAAGCGAUAUUUAAGGUGAAAAUAGUGAUAUAUAUACUCGAAAACUCAAAGCGACAAAAUGGCACUUGUUCCAGUAGUAUUAGACGAUUUAUUCGAUAUCAUGCCUCGCAGGAAUUGGCUGUUGGAUCCUCAGGAAAUGUUGCAACCUUUCAGAAAGGUUUUAGGAGAAUUGGAACCCUUGGAACAGGAUACAUCUAUCACCAUAGAUAAGGACAAGUUUCUGACGAGCAUCGACGUUCAACAGUUCAAACCAGAUGAACUUAGUGUGCGAUUGGAGAACAACGACACAGUCGUAGUCGAAGGCAAACACGAAGAGAAAGCUGACGAGCAUGGCUUCAUUUCCAGGCAUUUUGUAAGGAAGUAUGUACUACCCGAGGGUUGCGACAUCGAGAAUGUACAGUCCAAAUUAUCCAGUGAUGGAGUACUGACUAUUACUGCUCCGAAAAAACCAGAGGGUAAGCAAAUUAAAAGUAAACAUAUUCCGAUUUCGCUAACAGGACCAAUUAAGAAAAUUCAGAAGCAAAUUAAGGAAAGAAAACCGAAAGAGAAAAAUAUUCCAAUUAAAAAGGCGUAGAGAAAAAAAACAGGAAGUGACGUAUUAUCCAUAAUUAUGCAGUUUGUGUAUUAUGCAUUUUCCAAAGCUUAUAAAAUAUAAAUAUGUAUGUUAGAAUAA
Anthonomus grandis grandis is the source of this 698-nucleotide messenger RNA. Its product is annotated as heat shock protein 27-like. The transcript has a single exon. Gene Ontology annotation, molecular function: protein folding chaperone. Lineage: Eukaryota; Metazoa; Arthropoda; Insecta; Coleoptera; Curculionidae. The record is from RefSeq and is a predicted model, not a curated record. Gene Ontology annotation, biological process: response to heat; protein refolding. The coding region runs from base 84 to 599 and encodes 171 amino acids.